CCAUGUUUGGCUGGAGUGUUGGAUCGUGAUUUUUUUUAGGGGUUCAGGGAAGAAGCUGCUGCUGUUUGUUGUUGUUGUUGUUUGUGGGGACGACGACGAGAAAGGGGGGGGGUGUUUAAACUGGGUCGUCGGAGUCUUUGUUCUCGCCCGCUGCUGUCUUGGCUCCGUGUGUGCUGAAUGUUAAGGGAGGGGGGUUUGGGAUGAUUGAGAGGCACUACCACCUCCCGCUGGAAGGUCCCCGCUGACCCCCCCCCCCCCCCGGCACUUGUUCUAGUUCUUUCUGCCCGGAGCCACCAUGUCUUCCCACUCUCAGGGAAGCUUCGACCUGUCCCGGAGGAACCCGCAGGAGGACUUCGAGCUGAUCCAGAGGAUCGGGAGCGGCACCUACGGCGACGUUUACAAGGCUCGGAAUGUCAAUACUGCAGAGCUGGCAGCCAUUAAAGUUAUUAAGCUGGAGCCUGGUGAAGACUUUGCCAUUGUACAGCAGGAGAUCAUUAUGAUGAAAGACUGUAAACACUCAAACAUAGUUGCAUAUUUUGGCAGUUACCUCAGACGUGACAAGCUAUGGAUUUGUAUGGAGUUUUGUGGAGGCGGAUCAUUACAAGAUAUAUAUCAUGUGACAGGACCCUUAUCGGAACUACAGAUUGCUUAUGUGUGUAGGGAAACGCUACAGGGCUUAUAUUAUCUUCACAACAAAGGAAAGAUGCACAGAGACAUAAAGGGAGCAAAUAUCCUUCUGACAGAUAAUGGCCAUGUGAAAUUAGCUGAUUUUGGAGUAUCUGCACAGAUUACUGCAACUAUUGCAAAAAGGAAGUCAUUUAUUGGCACUCCAUAUUGGAUGGCCCCAGAGGUCGCAGCUGUGGAGAGGAAAGGGGGUUAUAACCAAUUAUGUGACAUUUGGGCAGUUGGCAUAACUGGUAUUGAGCUAGCUGAACUUCAGCCUCCAAUGUUCGACUUGCAUCCAAUGAGAGCUUUGUUUUUGAUGACAAAGAGCAACUUCCAGCCUCCAAAAUUGAAGGACAAAAUAAAAUGGUCAACUAAUUUUCAUCAGUUUGUAAAAUUGGCACUUACGAAAAAUCCCAAAAAAAGACCUACUGCUGAAAAGUUAUUGCAGCAUCCAUUUGUGGCACAGUCUUUGAGUCGUACGCUCGCUAUAGAAUUGCUUGAUAAGUUGAACAACCCGGAUCAUCCCAGUUAUCAUGAUGUUGAUGAUGAUGAUCCAGAGCCGCCAAUAUCAGUUCCUCAUCGAAUUCAGUCUACUAGCCGGAAUGUGAGAGAAGAAAGAACACGAUCUGAGAUUAAUUUUGGACAAAUAAAAUUUGAUCCACCGAUGCGGAAAGAAACAGAGCCUCAUCAUGAACUUCCCUACUGUGAUGAUUUUUUGGACAUUUCAGAAGAGAUAUACUACACAGCAAGACCUAAUCUGGAUCUACAACUAGAAUAUGGCCAAGGACCCCAGAGCAGUUAUUUAUUAGGUGGAAAUAAGAGUCUCCUAAAAUCAGUAGAAGAGGAACUGCAUCAGCGGGGACACGUGGCACAUUUAGAUGAUGAUGAUGGUGAUGAUGAUGAAUCUGAACACUCAACAAUGAAACCCAGGAUGCCACCACCUCUUCCUCCCAAGCCAAAGUCAAUCUACGUACCACAAGAAAGCAGUUAUCCUGAGGAAGAGAAUCAAGGCACAAUCAAGAGAUGUCCAUCUGACAGCCCUGCACGGCCAAGUACACAAGUGCCACCAAGACCUCCCCCUCCACGGUUACCUCCCAACAGUAGUUAUAUCAGGACCAGUGUCUUAGGAAAUGGAGUGAGCGCAAUCCAGGUGAACGGGGAGAAAGACAGCAGUCCUCAGCAACUAUACGACAAUAGAAGUAGUUAUCCACCAGGGCUUCCUCCAAGGAAAGACAAAAAAGAUCUCCCCAAACCUAUUAGCAAUGGUCUUCCUCCAACCCCAAAGGUGCAUAUGGGUGCUUGUUUCUCUAAAGUUUUCAAUGGUUGCCCUCUGAAAAUUCACUGUGCUACAUCAUGGAUUAAUCCAGACACUAGAGAUCAGUACCUUAUAUUUGGUGCUGAAGAAGGCAUUUACACUUUAAACCUUAAUGAAUUACAUGAAACAUCAAUGGAGCAGCUAGUCCAAAGGAGGUGUACAUGGCUGUAUGUAAUGAACAAUGCAUUGCUUUCAAUAUCUGGAAAAGCUUCCCAACUGUACUCUCAUAAUUUAUUGGGUCUUUUUGAGUACGCCAGACAAAUGCAAAAAUUGCCUGUAUCUAUUCCUGCAUAUAGACUUCCUGACAGAAUACUUCCAAGGAAAUUUGCUGUAUCUACAAAAAUUCCAGAUACAAAAGGCUGCCAAAAAUGUUGUGUAGUGAGAAAUCCUUACACAGGACACAAAUACCUUUGUGGUGCAUUGCAAUCCAGCAUCGUCUUGUUGGAAUGGGUUGAGCAAAUGCAAAAGUUUAUGUUAAUCAAACAUGUCGACUUCCCUCUGCCAAAUCCAUUGAAAGUCUUUGAACUGCUCGUUGUUCCAGAGCAAGAAUACCCCUUGCUAUGUGUUGCUGUCAGUAAAGGAACAGAACUUAACCAAGUAGUACGAUUUGAAACUGUUAAUCCAAAUUCUACUUCUUGUUGGUUUACUGAAACAGAUCAGUUGAGAGGCAAAUAUAUGCCACAGGCAAAUGUCAUCCACGUAACCCAGCUAGAAAGAGAUACAAUAAUAGUCUGCAUGGAUCGAUGUUUAAAGAUUGUAAAUCUCCGAGGUAGAUUGAAAUCGAGCAGAAAGCUAUCAUCGGAACUAACAUUCACUUUUCAAAUUGAAUCAAUAGUUUGUUUACAGGAUAGUGUUCUUGCUUUCUGGAAACAUGGAAUGCAGGGGAGAAGUUUUAAGUCAAAUGAGAUUACACAAGAAAUAUGCGAUAAUUCAAGAAUCUUUAAACUUUUAGGCUCUGACAGGGUUGUGGUGCUGGAAAGCAGACCAACAGAUAACCCAACUGCUAAUAGCAACUUGUACAUCUUGGCUGGCCAUGAAAACAGCUACUAACUGCCAUCAGAGUUUUGCAUGGGAGUGUGCAUAAAGAAAAUUCAAUUGCUUUCUUCAGCAUUGAAGGAUGUUUGAGAUUGUUCAGAAGCCACAGUGAUGUCUAUUUAUCAUAGACAAAAAUCAAUAUUUUAUUUAUUGUGGCAUGAAACCUAUGUGGAGGACGUUAAGUUCCACAACACCUUAACUUCAAAAUGCUACACAAGUGCUUGUAAUCUAUGUACAUAAAAGUGUAGUUUUUUUUUCAGUGUGUACUUCAUAUUGUUGAAGUCACACCCUAUAACUCUUAAUGUAGAUAAUAGUGCAUAUUGUGUACAGGUAAGUAUCUUUACUGUACAGAUUUGUAUAGGUUUGCAUGAUGCAAAAGUUAAUUUGGGUACUGCUUUUAAGGAAUUAUUUGAAAUUUACUUUAUUCAAUUGAGAUUAGUAUAUAUUUUGCAACAUGAAAUGAGCAGUAUACCCAUCUAAUCAUCUAACACUUGUAUUUUUAAGUGUAAUUUAGUAAUUUGGAUAUGAAUUGGAGUAACCUUGAAGGAUUAUAAUCCAAACCUUCAUCUGUUUGUAUGCUUGUUGGUUUUAAUAGUUUCCUUGCAAGUACACUGGUAUUAAGUUUGCACAAUAAUGCUGAUAAAAUGUGAUGUAUUUUACUCGUGGUGAACUCUGGGGCAUCCAUUUGGAUUUAAUUGUCCUAUUUUAAGAGUAGUAGAAGGAUGCUGCAGUUUAAUAGCUGUUGAUGUCUGUUAUAUAUCAUGUUUUAAAAACAAAAAAAUUGGGUUGGCCAAUAUUUACUAUCCUGAUGACAUCUGAAUUUUACUUGGUAAAAAGUAGAUAUGAUAGUCGCCUUUCUCUGCUCUCGUCAUGUUAACCCAUACUGGCAAGACUCCAAAAGCAAAUAAGAUUGUACUUUUUUGUACUUAGAUAAAUGAAAACACUGUAAAAAGUUUAAACUAACUAUGAUACCAAUACACAAUGUUCAAAAAGUCUUGGAUCACAAAAGUAUACACAACUUUUGAUGUAACACUAUAUCAUUGCAUUAUUAUCACUCAGUAAUACAUUCUCAGCUGCCAAUAACUUUUGUAACUGAAACAUGAUUUUUCUAAAUGAAAGGGUUUGAAAUAUCUCAUUUUAGUUUUUCAAUUUGAAUUUUCUUUGUGUAAGCCUUAUUCUGCCAAAUCUAUAAACAUACUUCAGAAUGUCUCCCAAACUGUUGUAUGUUCCUUUAUACACUGCAGAUGUUAGUUUAGUGUUUCUACCUCAUGUAGAUACAAGUUUUGUUGGAAACACUCGGCACAAGAGCAUUAUUGGUAUUCUAGGUAUUCUGAUUCAGUCAAGUUGCAGUACCUAAUAUUUGUACAAAGUAUCAACAUAAUUGCAUAUAUGGGCUUGUUACUUUUUUAUAUAUUUUUCCAUGUUUUCAUUUGGUUGUGGUCAUCGGGAUCAAAAUGUUUUGAUUUGUGUCUGACAUGAUCCAUUCAGAUGUUUCCUGUUGUGUAUAUACUGUAAAAUAAAUUCAAAGGGUUUGCAUUUAA
Molecule: messenger RNA, 4557 nt
Organism: Hemiscyllium ocellatum (epaulette shark)
Lineage: Eukaryota; Metazoa; Chordata; Chondrichthyes; Orectolobiformes; Hemiscylliidae
Product: mitogen-activated protein kinase kinase kinase kinase 3
Exons: 35
Coding region: 296-3031 (911 amino acids)
Biological process (GO): protein phosphorylation
Molecular function (GO): MAP kinase kinase kinase kinase activity; ATP binding
Source: RefSeq, a predicted model, not a curated record